CUCGACCGUGACAAGUCACGCUACAAUACCCAGGACUCCACAAGUUCGUCUCCAGUUCCCACAUAUCGUUUCACUCGGCUAGUGCAGUUUUCGUGUAGCGUGGCACGUUUUGUUCCAAGUUGCUUUGCAUUUCUCUCGGACUUCAACUCCAGCAAAAUGGGAGAACCGUUGCGUAUUUGUAUCACUGGUGCUGCUGGGCAGAUUGCAUACUCACUUCUGUAUUCUAUUUGCAAAGGAGAUGUGUUUGGAACCAAUCAGCCAUUGACCCUGCUGUUGCUGGAUAUCCAGCCCAUGAUGAGUGUGUUGGAAGGUGUCGUGAUGGAAUUGCAGGACUGUGCCUUUCCUUUGUUACAAGAGAUAAUCUCAACUGCUGAUCCAAAGGUGGCAUUUUCCAAUAUUGAUGUAGCCAUAUUGGUUGGUGCCAUGCCACGAAAGGAAGGAAUGGAAAGAAAAGAUCUUCUGAAGGCCAAUGCCAAGAUCUUUGUUUCACAGGGGAAGGCCUUGGAGGAAGCGGCAAAAAAAACUGUCAAGGUGUUGGUCGUUGGCAAUCCAGCAAACACAAACUGCAUGGUUGCACAAAUGAAUGCACCUUCCAUACCAGCUAAGAACUUCUCUUGUUUGACUAGAUUGGAUAUGAACAGAGCCAAGGCACAGAUUGCUAGCAGACUUGGCAUUCGAGUUCAAGACGUGAGGAAUGUCAUCAUUUGGGGAAACCACUCCUCCACUCAGUACCCUGAUGUCAACCAUGGCACCAUUCCCUCUGCAGAUGGGUCAGCCGUGCCUAUCAGGCAGGCUGUCAAAGAUGACAAUUGGUUAAAUGGAGAUUUUGUUAGGACUGUUCAAAAGCGUGGUGCUGCCAUCAUUGCAGCUCGUAAGUUAUCCAGUGCCAUGUCUGCAGCUAAAGCUAUUUGUGACCACAUGAGAGACUGGUGGUUUGGUACUCCUGAGGGUUCGUAUGUGUCCAUGGGUGUCUGUACCGAUGGUUCCUAUGGUAUCCCAGAAGGCAUUGUGUACUCGUACCCAGUGACUAUUGCAGACCAGGAAUGGAAAAUAGUACAGGGCCUGCCCAUUGAUGACUUCUCGCGUGAGAAAAUGGAUGCUACAGCCAAAGAGCUUUUGCAGGAGAAGGAGAGUUGCCAGUCAUUCCUUGAAUGACUAGCGUCAUCAAGGCUUUGAAUGUCAGUCAGAUCACACAAUGUGUAGUACUGCAGUGUGGGUCAGAGUGGAACUUUUUACAAUAGUGUAAGAAACACUGCUUGUCUGUAUGAGGGGUUUGUGUGUGUGUGGUAGCUUUUUUUUGAUUUAUUUUAUUGCAGUAAAAUGUAAUUAAAGCCAAGGCAAGUCAUAACAUUAA
Molecule: messenger RNA, 1354 nt
Organism: Orbicella faveolata
Lineage: Eukaryota; Metazoa; Cnidaria; Anthozoa; Scleractinia; Merulinidae
Product: malate dehydrogenase, cytoplasmic-like
Biological process (GO): malate metabolic process
Molecular function (GO): L-malate dehydrogenase (NAD+) activity
Source: RefSeq, a predicted model, not a curated record